CUAGCUUUCUCUCUCUUCCUUUUUUUUCAAUUUUGGGGACAACUGACAUCAGCAUCUCAGCUGCAUUUUGGCGGAAAAUUUCCCCCCAAAAACACACCCCGUUCCCGUUUUCCCAACCAAACGGGAGUUUUUUUUUUUUUGGUUUGUCCUUUAUUUUUAAUUGCACAUAUUAUUAUUUUAUUUUUGCGCUGGUACAAUUGGACGUUCCCCCCUUUCGUCCAGUACUUCCUCUGGUAGUGUAAGGAGCCUAAUGACGUUUUAGACCCAGGAGUAGUGUGAGAAUGGUACAUUGAGUCAUUGCAAUAGCAUCUCUCAUUGAGUCAUUGCAAUUGUUCGUUUGUUCUUCAUCAAAAUUUGAGUUAAUCCGUAUUAAGUUCUGGGAUUCGCCUAAUUUUGUCAUAAUCAUGGAACCAGGUACAUUCGAUUCUCUAACCCAAUCUCGCUAUAUUUCAUUUACUCUUCCCGUUCACUCUCUUUCUUGCCCAAUUGACUAUUUUCAGACCAAAAACCUUCAAAUUUCUGUUCUUGAUUCACCUUUACAACCGAUUAAUCCCCCCCAAAUUGCAGCUAUGUUAGUCCCAAAACACCGUGAAAAUGAUUGGAUUUUCGCCACUGAAUCUGGGCAUCUCCAGCUUUUAUUGGCUUCUCCUGGAAUCUCCAGGUUAAUUUUAAUUGGUAAUGCUUCUAAUGGUGAUAUUAAUGUUGGUAAUUUGUAUAAAAGAUCAAUUGAAAAUUGCCCAAUUUAUAGGGAGAAAUUGGAGAGAAGUUUAUACCCUUUGUUGAUGGCUUUAUUACCAAAGGAAAUUGCUCAAUUGGGAAAUGUUGAAGUACCCUUUUUGAGUUAUGAGGAUAGUGUAAUUAGUAGUGUUGUAUUAGAGAGCUGCACUGGGUCUUGUGUUGGGGAAAUUCUGGUUGAAGAUGUCGAAAUUGAGGGUUCUAGGAGGGAAUUUAGGAGAAGGUUGAGGUUUAAGAGAAUGCCCAAUUUGAUACAGACUGAAAUCAGUGUUGUGCCAAAUAAUGGAGUUGAUGAUACUGGAUUGAAUUCUUUAUGUAUUGAAGAGGCGGAGUUUUGUCCGGAUUUAGGGGUGUUGGUGCAUCCUUACUUGGCACCGAUGGUGGCCGGUCUGUCCUUGAUCAGUGGGUAUUUACAGGAGUGUAUUGAAUCUAAGGUUAGGCCAAAAGGGCUUUGCAUUGGUGUUGGAGGUGGGGCAUUGCUUAGUUUCCUAUCCUUGCAAUUAGGAUUUGAGGUUGUUGGUAUUGAGAUGGAUGAAGUGGUUUUGAGGAUCGCAAAGCAAUAUUUUGGGCUACAAUGUGGUAAUGGUAUUCAGCUUUGUUUAGGAGACGGGAUCGAAAUAUUAAAGAAGGUAGCAUUGUUUGACUGUGAUAAUGGAUCAAGUCCUUUGGUUGCCAAUAGCGUAGGAGAGGAAUAUAGUAAGAAUUAUUUUGAGUUAUUUGGCCCUAAAUUUCUUGUUAUCAUGGUUGAUCUGGAUUCUAGUGAUUCUAAAAUGGGUAUCAGUGCCCCUGCAUUGGAGUUUUUGCAAAAAGAUGUACUUUUAGCGGCCAAAACAUCUCUUUCUGAGCAUGGAAUUCUAGUUAUGAAUGUAAUUCCUCCAAAUGGGUCAUUCUAUGAUAUGCUGAUACAUGAAUUGCAAGAAGUGUUUGUGGAUUUGCAUGAAAUAGAUUGUGGGAACGGAGAGAAUUUUGUUCUUAUAGCCUCAAAGACAUCUGUCACUUGUAGUUCUGAAAAUGCGUUUCUGAGAAAGCUGAAGUCUGUUAUUUCAGGAACAUUUGUGGAUUCUAUCAGGAAAAUGUGAAGUUAAUGAUCAAUUCUUGUUGUGGGAUUCUGAUUUCAAGGUGCUAUGAUUUGAUUGAGAACACUCCAGUAUAUUUUUGCCAUGCUGUUAAUGGUUGCAUUUCUUAGUUUCUAUUGGAUAGUUUGGAAAGCAGAAUGCUAUAUGUAAGCUAUGUCCUAUGUGUAACAAGUGAUAUUUUGAGCAUGUGAACUGAGUUCAAGGGAUGAACAAAAAGAAGUAAUGUCUUUAACUUGUUAUAGGCCCUGAUAUUAACUGAAACUAAAAGUUUGAGAAUUUUCUUAGGUGAUAUUAUCAUGGUAACCCUGAGUUCAUUUAAUGAUCAUUUUAGAGAAGAUGUACAUAAACUCCAUGAUGCUUAUGCUGAAGCUUUGCAUAUACUACGUAUUUUUUUUGUUGGGGUGAUCAAAUCCAUCAAUCUCUAAAAUUUCAAGCAUAACCUUUGUCCUCAAUGUAAGUGUAUUGUUCCCGAAAGAGUUAUGGCAUAUUUUGUUCACCAAAUUUUCACUUCAAAUCAGACAAAAAAAAAAGUUUAGAUCAAAUCAGAAAAAUUAAGUUCAUAUCAUAUUAGAUCGUUUUAUGUGUUGUUUUCUAACGCUAAAUAUCUUUAACUUUAUCAUGAAAAAUUAUGAAAAUUACAUAUUAACAAAGUACACAUUAUUACGAAUCUAACAAGAUCCCCUUGAUAUUUUUUAUUCCUAUAAAUUAGCGUACAUAUAGUAAGGUUAAAGUUGAGUCAAAUGAGACAAUUAGAUCAGAAAAUAAGUCCAGAUAACAGAAAAAAAUAAGUUUAGCUCAGAUAAAACAUAAGGUGAAGUAAACAGGCCCUUACUUUUCCUCUUAUGGUUAAUUAAUGCAAUUUUAAAAUUUGAACCAAAUAAAUCUGGGUCGGGCUUUAGUGCUCAACUGGAGUAUGUUUCAUUUGUACCUUCAUUUUACUGGUUGCCUUUUCUUAUAUUUUCUUUUCCCCCUUUAUUCCUUUUAUUGUCUUUACAGUCUACAUAGCCUGUCCUAAAGAAAAUUUUAGGUCAAUUUAUUUUGUUGAUCUGUGACUGCAUCAUUAUUACAGUGGUUAAGCAUUAUAUAAGAGCUUCAAUCCCAACAUUGAACCCCAAUAUAUUCAGAUAAGAUCUGAU
Chenopodium quinoa (quinoa) is the source of this 2947-nucleotide messenger RNA. Its product is annotated as methyltransferase-like protein 13. The record is from RefSeq and is a predicted model, not a curated record. NCBI's taxonomy places the organism in Eukaryota, Viridiplantae, Streptophyta, Magnoliopsida, Caryophyllales, Amaranthaceae. The coding region runs from base 405 to 1814 and encodes 469 amino acids. The transcript is spliced from 2 exons.